Messenger RNA from Maniola jurtina (meadow brown), 6949 nucleotides. It is a transcript of the gene SCCRO4, whose product is annotated as DCN1-like protein 5. NCBI's taxonomy places the organism in Eukaryota, Metazoa, Arthropoda, Insecta, Lepidoptera, Nymphalidae. Gene Ontology annotation, molecular function: cullin family protein binding; ubiquitin-like protein binding; ubiquitin conjugating enzyme binding. Gene Ontology annotation, biological process: positive regulation of ubiquitin-protein transferase activity; protein neddylation. The transcript is spliced from 9 exons. The coding region runs from base 383 to 1132 and encodes 249 amino acids. The record is from RefSeq and is a predicted model, not a curated record. Gene Ontology annotation, cellular component: ubiquitin ligase complex.
ACAAAAUUCUUCGUCUCAACCGCUGUGUUUGCACUUUAAUUUUUGUAAAAUUUUCUUUAUAAUUUGAUAUGGACGGCAUGUUUUGUGUGUUAUUAGUUCGUUGAGAAGAACCUUCGUGCCCGUUAAUACUAUUUCAAUAAUUCAUAAGUAUUGUUUUCUUCGUGUAUAAGUUGAGACUCGAAACUUAGAUUUAGUAAAACAGUAACAGUCCACUUCUAAGUUUUUUGUGAUAUUUUCACUACGUUAUUCUCAGGUUAUUAUCGACCUGUCAAGUAGACAUUUUUUCGUCAAGCUGUCUUCGCAAAUUCGCAAAAUAGGAGACGAAAAUCCGUUCAAGUUCUCUAGUUUUAUAACGAGUCUGCCACCAAUAGGUGGUAGAGCCAUGCCGCGCUGCAGCAAACGCACGCGCAGCGGCGCGCCGGCCGCUGAGAUCGUGCCCGGCACCACCACGCUGGACGACCACCAUCACCACAAACGCUCACGCAACUCUAGUUCACGAAGACAUUCCAAAACUGAAGACACCAGUUUUAGCGCCAAAAAAUGUUUAACAUGGUUUAAAGAAUACACAACAGUCUCAGAACCAGAUGUAUUAGGACCUGAAGGCAUGGAAAAGUUUUGUGAGGAUUUAGGUGUGGAUCCAGAAAAUGUUGUGAUGCUGGUCAUUGCAUACAAAAUGGGUGCCAAGCAAAUGGGAUUCUUCACACAGGAGGAGUGGGUCAAAGGUCUAACAGAACUCCAGUGUGACAAUGUGCUCAAGUUACAAAACAAAUUAGAAUAUUUACGCUGUUUACUCAAUGACCCAUAUGUAUUUAAGGCUGUAUACAGAUAUUCAUAUGAUUUUGCUAGGGACAAAGACCAGAGAUCACUAGACACAAGCACAGCGCGGGCCCUGCUAGGCGUCCUACUGCCGCGCUGGCCCCUCCGACCGCAACUGACGGAGUUCCUGUCGCGCGAGAGGCGCUACCGGGUCGUGAACCGCGACCAGUGGUGCAACAUCCUCGAGUUCAGCCGCACCGUGGACACGCAGCUCACUACCUACGACGCGGACGGCGCUUGGCCCGUGAUGCUGGAUGAGUUUGUGGAGUGGCUGCGAGCGGAGCGCGCGGGGGAUUCCACUAUGCGGGCCAGCUGAGACACUGUGUCACUACAAGUUGCGGUGUCGUCGCGCACGUCGCGUCGCGUGUCGGUGUAGUCGCAGCGGCGCGACAGUCGGGCGUCGCGGGAGCGGCGCUGAAUGUAACCACACGCUGUCAUGUACUGGCGUCGAUUCUGAUGGCUUUCUCUCAACUAAAUUUAGAGUAUCCGCAUCUUUUUCUUUUUACUCGAACUACGGCAAAGCCAAAAGGAAGGGUUAUGAUUUUAGUGGUCUAUGUAUAUAUGUUUGUAUCCAGAUUCUGUGUGUCCCACCGUAGCGCAUAAACUACCGGGCCGAUUUUCAUGAAUGAGGUGUCAUUUGAUUGCUUGUAAAGGCCGGGGUGACAUAGGUUAUAUUUUAUACAAAAAAAAAUUUGACCUAACGGAUCAAAAAAGUGUGGGUCUCCAAAAAAAAUUUUUUUCUUUUUUGGUUUUAGUUUUCAACUUUAUCUUGUUCAUUAUCAUUAUCAACCAAUCAACGUCAAUUGCUGAACAUAGGUUUCUUGUAGGGAUUUCCACACGAACUCUCUUGCGCUGCCUGAAUCCAGCGGUUCAUUAAAUCUGUGCAAUGUAAUUAAGUUUGUCUGUCCUUUCCUUAUUAUAUUGGUAAGAAAAAGUUGCGAGUACUCUAAAAUUUAGUUGCCAUCAGAAUCAGUAUCAUUUUGUAUAUAUUAUGAUUUGUUUGUACUACAUUACAUAUACAUUAGUGAGCCGGCCAUACGUACAUGUCUUACAUAAUAAUAUGUUUCCGGCAUAAUUGCUAGGAUUGCUAUACUCAAAGUUGGUUUGACCUAUACCUGAGUCCUCCUUAACAUAGCUAUUUUUUAUUCCAAAGUUUGACGUUUCCGAGAUAUUAGGCAAAGUUGUUCUGGUGGAAUCAUCUACAAUCUAGCCACCAGUAGUUACUAGGUAGGCCAAAAUCUUCAAAGCCCUUUAUAAAAUAAAAUAAACAAUAGGCUCACGACUGGCACCUAAACUCACGAGGUUUGGCCGUUCUAAAUUGAAUUAGGUCUGUCUGUCCUUGUCUUACAACAUUGGUUAAGAAAAAAAUGCAGAUACUCUAAAAGAAAAACAUCAAAAUUGACGCCGUAUAAGUUACAUCGGGUUGAUUUUACUGUUUAGUAAAAAUUGUUGCAUUGAAAUUAGACAACUAUGUGUAUAGCAAUCUUAAAACUUAACAUACAUUCUGAACCCGAAUUGCAGGAACCCACUUUAUAUUAUUAAUAACUGCAAACUUCUGGGCUUUUAAAAUAUAUAACACUAGCGACCUGCUCCGACUUCGCACGGUUAGCCUAUUAUAAUUUCAUAGGGAUCUCUAAUUUUUUGACAAUAAAAUAGCCUACAUCACUCAGGAAUGAUGUAGCAUUCUACUGGCGGAAGAAUUUUCAAAACCGGUUCAGUAGUUCCAGAGAUUACUUCCUACAAACAAACUUACACACUUUUCCUCUUUAUAAUAUUAGUAUAGAUUUGUUGUGAUGAGUAAUUAAAAACUUGAGUUUAAACAAUUGAAUUUAUUACAUCUUUCUUUCAUCAUAUUUUGAUUUUAUCAAUGGAAAUAAUCCAUGAAAUGUAAUACUAAUACAGACAAUGCUAUUAUAGAAUAAUAGUAUAGUUAUAUGUUCAAUGUAUAGAAUGAUUUUUAUAAAACUACCAUCUUUGACUUUAAUGAAAUUGAUAUUGAUACAACAUUCUUGAAGAAUUAUCAAUCAAUAUGACCAAAUUAAGUAUACGUAAUUACAAUAACAAAAAUAAACUAUUUAAUUAAAGAUCUAAAUAAUUAUCUAUUUGGGUUCAGAAAUGAUUUAAUCACAUUAUAUGAUCAACAAUAACUAUAGUGUUUUCAUUCAUCUAAAGCUUAUAAUUUCUGUAUCAUUUGAAAAUGUAUGCAAUCUAAAAUACUCUGAAUGUAAUGCUUAAUUAUUAAAACUACCCCUAUUACGAAACUUUGAUCCAGUCAUUGAUAAAAGUUAAGUUUCAAAAUCCACACGCUCCAUCUUAGGCUGCAUCAUCACUUGCCUGGUCUGAUUGCAGCCAAGCGCUAGUCUAUAAAUUUAAAAAAAAAAAAUACAAAUUCCGUUUAUUUUUAAAUACAUCUACUCUCCCUAUUUUACAAUGGACUCUAUGCCCAACUGGAUAUUUAUUGUUUGAGUUAUUAUGUCAGUCUGUAUUUGGAAUGCAAAUUCUACGGGAAAAAGUCGACAAGAUACGGUUAUUGUUUUCAAAAAGCAACAAAGACAGUUUUUACAUAUAUAAAGGCUGCACUAUAUAAAAAACUAGCUGAUCCAACCGGCUUCGCUCGGGUGAAAUUUGAUAUAGCUAUUUAUAUAUUAUAGGUAUGUUACUUCCGAAUAAAGUAGCUUACGUGAAAGAAUUAUUAAAAUCGGUUCAGUAGCGAUUACAUUCAAUAUUAUUACCAUUUUACAUCAAUUAUUAUUUUACAAAUUCAACAAUUGACAAACAUUGUACAAUGGGUAGAUAUUUUGAAUUUAACUACUUUUAAUUUAAGCACAAACAAAUCUUUCUCAUUUAGUGUAGAUAAGUUCUAAGCAGAAUACCAUAAAAGCCGAUAUCAAUGAUUGCGACGAUCGCAAUGGUUCAAUUCACGAGUUUCGUAAUACUAUGGUUAUUGUAACAAUAUUGUAUUUAGAUAAUUUAUGUUAAAAUAUCUUGCCCACCGAAACCAUGUUAAAAUAAUAAUAUAUUGUUCCAAUUAUUAUGAGAAUAAUACCUUGAUUUUUAAGUUAGCGGUGGCAUCCAUUGAGAUUUUAAGCAAGGUUGGCAAAAAAAAUUUAAUUUUUUGAGAGCAAAACAAAUCAGUUUAUGUGAAAAUAGUUCAAAUGAAUAUUUUUAUUACCACUUCAUUUUCCUUAUUUUUAUCAAAUAUAAUGAAGAAAAUGGUUAAAAACUUCAAAAAAAGGUGUUUAAAAUUGUUUUUUUUUUUUAUAAAACUGAUGUUUAUAAUAUAGUGUGUGCUAAACAUGUAGUCGAAUCUGAUGUUGCAACAUGGCAGCUUGCGCAGGUCAUAGACUAGGCCUAAAUACACAAGAUCUUGAAACGCCUCAUGCCUGCCGCGGACGGUGCCGCUGGGUUCUUUAGUGGGUACGCUGUAGAAUGCUGUAGCAUUCUCAGUGAGUCCCACAUACCCGCUUUUGUAUGGGAUGCGUAACUGCAUUUUUAGUAGCGGAAAAAAGGCUUAAAUACACAAGCCCGACUGAGAUCUGUUUUAGUACAAUGUGGAGUCAUACGCCUCGUUCCCAGAUUGGAAUACUGGUUUUGUGCGCACUAUACCACUAAAACCCAUGUUAUAGAUAGAAAUUUCAAGAUAUAAUAUACUGUCUAACUUUUUCCAUUGAAAUGUCAUCAGCAUUGGCACCUGAAAAUGAACAAAAACCUAAUUUCUUCAUAGUUUUGUGCUCGAAUGUUAUGAUUUAUGAAUCUUUGCAGACAUUCAACGUUACUGUAUAGCAUUAAAAUCAAUUUAACCUAUUUUGAAGGUUAACCUUCAAGUCUAUAAAUAAGGCUAGGGACACAUCUAGUUUUGAAAAGCCUGUGGAAUUGUUUUUCGGCGUCUUGUCCGCGCAUGUAUGAUGCUUGCCUAACAUUCUUUGUGUCCCAUAGAAGCGGAAUUCCUCCAUAUAUGUCUCUACCCUAUAGCUCGCCCAACCUAGCUGUAGAACUAUUGGUGCCGUCAUUAGAUAUCUAGCAAAGUAAUCUGCGCAUUAUUGCAAAACCAGCUGUAUUUGCAUAGAAUUACAGUUUAAUUUACGUUGAUUUGGAUGCUCUAGACUCUAGACAGUGUUCUCACUUUGAAGGGCGAAAUGAAAAAUAUUAGGUAGAGCGCGCAUUACCGUUUUUCAUGUAUUUCGAGUAAAAUAGAACUUCAGGUGGUAACCCUAUUUUUUAUACUCACCUAAUUUUUUUUUUGUUUUUUUUUUUUCGAUUUAUCAAAGGGGAUAGGCAAAACAAAAGUGCAGAAAGAAAAAAAAAUUAGCUUGGUAUUAUUUCAUCUAAAUAGACCUUCUUUGUCGAAAGACUUAAGAUUUAGGAUCGUGAAAUUAUAUCAAAAACGUGAAAUAGUGUUGCUAAAUAAUAAUUAACGUAAAAUCGCCCUAAAUCAGGGUAUUUGAAAAAAAUAGGGUAAUGAAGGGCUUUCUACCCAAAGUAUAGGGUAAAACCAAGAUCGUAAGUGACAACACUGGCUGGAAAUUAUAAUGUUAUUUCGAAUUAUUUUAGUUACUAAAGACAGAAUAUACCGUGUCUAUUCCUUGUUUAGAAUUUUCCGAGUAUACAGCUAGGAUGGGCAAACUAUAGUAUCACCGUAUCCAGCCUUUAUUAGGCUAGAAACAUACUUAAUACGCCAUUUAACUCGCAGUACGUGUUCAUUUGUGUAUGGUGACGUUUUUAGUAUGUUCUCGGUCUUACUAACUAACGAUACUUUGUAAAGAUCGAAACUAAUUAAAAUAAUGCAAUAAAUUGUUAACUGUUACUAAUUUAAUAAUUGAAGAAUAUUCAUAUUGGUCCAAUAAUACUUGUACUAAAAUAAUCGACGCACAGACCUAGUGCGUAAACCUAUACAUUAUCGUCUUCUUUUUUUUGUAAAAAAAACUGUUUAUGUGUUUGUAUAUAUCAGUUUUUUUUGUACAAAUAUCUGGCAACACUAUAUUCUGUAUAAUUUUAGAUGAGAAGUUGUCAAAUAUUGAUUUGAUAGGUUAUUAACUACUUAUUUUGUAUAAAAAACUAUUUUGUCUUUGUAGAUAUCAUUUUUUUUGUACAAAGAUCAGGCAACACUCAAUAAGUAUUCAAUAUAAUUUCACAUAAAAAGUUGUCUAAUAUUGAAAUGCCAGUAUAAAUAUUGGUGCCGCAAAAUACUGAAACACUUGUUAAGCGAGUCUUAAAUUGUAUUGUUUCUAAAUGACUACUUACCACAGUACAUGUCAAAAAAAAAACUUUAAAAAGAUGACCUUAGAAACUAAUUAGUGUUUCAGUAUAGGGCCAUAUAAGUAGGUUAUCGAUGUAUGAACUUGACUGAAAAGCUUUUUACUUUAAGUGUCGCUUACUUCAGAGACUAAUUUGCAUUUUUUGUAAUAAUAUAAUUUGUUGAGUUCCAAAGCCUGUUUAAAAAACAUGAGUUUUGCAAUGCAAAAAUAAUGAUGUAUUUCUAGAUCUUAGUCCUAUAAAAUCCAUUAAAAAUAUUAUAUUAAAAAUCAAAAUUUAUUUCUAGCUCAGCACAACAUGGUGGAAUUCUUAUUCUUAGUCUGGACGCAUUAUACCGAAUUUAAUUUGUACUAAUAAAUUAAGGGCCGAUUUUUCAAUUGACUUUUAUUUGAGGUAUUGACAGUUGUAUAGAAAAUCUGUCAAAAAUUAUUCCUCAGAUAAAAGUUAUUUGACAGUUGAAAAAUCUGCCCUUAGUGAGAUAAUUUAUAUUAAAAGUGUUCUGCCAUAUUUGAAUAUGAAUACCAUCCGAGUACUCGCAAUGGUAAUCCGUACAAAAGACCAAUUUAAUUUUAUUAUUUCAUAAUUUAUUGUAGAAUUAAAUUUUGGUGUAUUUCAUAAAUAAACAGGCUUUAGAACUUUGCAAGGCCGAACACUCUGAAUAAAGUUCCGAUAGACUAGCUCUUCUAGUCUAUACUUAGGCUUAGGUGUAGAUAUGGUUUUUUAUAAGACAUGUAGGUAGUAUUUUCAAAUUCUCUAUGAUUGUAACGAAUACGGUAUGUUCUAUAAGAAUGCGGUGUAUACAAAAUUAAUCUCAAAAAACAUUUUAGGCCCCCCUUGUACCGAAUGUCAUUGCAAGAGAAAUAAAUCGUUUAAAAAAUCA